CAAUGGCUUCCGCAUUGUCUUCUAGACUUCUGCCUCUUGGGCUUUGUUUUAUUGUACUCUUUAAUGGUUGUUUUGCUCAGUUAGAGCGAUCGCAGCAACAGAAACAGUCACGUCUUCGUGGACGAUCCGACUGCCAGAUCGACAGAAUCAGCGCCAGAGAACCCAACCGUGUUCUGCAAUCGGAAGCCGGAGUAUCUGAGUUCUGGGUCUCCGACGAGAACGAUGAACUCGACUGCGCCGGUGUGGAAGUAGCUCGUCAUACUAUUAAUACUAAAGGACUUUUCUUGCCAUUCUACGCAAAUGCACCUGAGCUCGUCUAUGUCGUCCGAGGAAGUGGUAUUCAGGGAAGCGCCUUUCCCGGAUGCCCUGAAACGUUUGAAUCAUCAUCGGAGGGUGCUGGAAGAGGAAAAGAACAGUUUCUUGACAGGCACCAGAAGGUUUUCCGAUACAAAGAAGGUGAUAUACUAGCUUUGCCGGCUGGUGCAGUUCAUUGGACGUACAAUGACGGUGACACACAAAUAGUUCUGAUUGUACUUCGUGAUACGAGCAAUGUGGCCAACCAACUCGAUCGAAACUUCAGGAAAUUUUUCCUGGCGGGGAACCCACAAAGCCAACAAGUAGGGUAUGGCCAACCGGAACGCGAGCAUGCCGGCGGCUCCGGUGGAUGGGGGAAACAGAAACUUCAUGAACAAGAAAGCUCCAAUAUCUUCAACGGCUUUGACGACCAGAUCCUCCAGGAGGUCUUUAAGGUCGAAUUCAACAUCGUGAACCAACUAAAAGGGCAAAAAGACAACCGUGGAUUCAUCGUUAGAGCCGAUAACUUCGAUGUCUUGAUCCCAGAAAAACAAGAAUACCAACGAUCAUCACCACGCAACGGCAUAGAGGAAAACAUAUGCUCGACCGAGUUGAGGGCCAACAUCGCCGACCCAGAUCGUGCCGACGUGUACAACCCACGUGGCGGACGCCUCAGCAGUCUCAACGGUCACAAGCUCCCCAUCCUCAACUGGCUCCAACUUAGUGCCGAAAAAGGAGUCCUUUAUAAGAAUGCGGUGCUGGCACCAAACUAUAAUUUGAACUCCCACAGCAUAAUCUACGUCACAAGUGGAAACAGUCGUUUGCAAAUCGUGAGAAACGACGGCACCGCCGUGUUCGAUGGCUUUGUGCAACAAGGUCAGCUGAUCGUAGUGCCACAGAACUUUGCGGUGGUGAAGAAGGCAGGUGAGCAAGGGUGCGAGUGGGUGGCAUUCAAGACAAACGACAACGCCAUAACCACACAGCUUGCGGGUCGGUUUUCUUUCUUGCGGGCAUUGCCGGAGGAAGUGGUCGCCAACUCAUAUGAGAUCUCAAGAGAGCAGGCGAAGGAGCUCAAGUAUAACAGGCAAGAAGGUGUGGUUUUGAGCCCAACUUCCGGAUCAACCAGACAGAAGGGAAUGAAUGCUCUUCUAAAUGUUCUUUUUAGUUAGAAAAGGUCUCAUGUAGGGAAUGAUAAUAAAAGAGGGUCUUCUGAGUGGAUAAAUGCAUGCAGGGACAAUCCAUGUAAAAAUAUGCGACCUUGAAAAUAAAAGUUGAAUUUCAUUUUUAUGGGAAAGAAAUGAAUC
Messenger RNA from Cynara cardunculus var. scolymus (artichoke), 1598 nucleotides. Its product is annotated as 11S globulin subunit beta-like. Gene Ontology annotation, molecular function: nutrient reservoir activity. The transcript is spliced from 4 exons. The record is from RefSeq and is a predicted model, not a curated record. The coding region runs from base 3 to 1463 and encodes 486 amino acids. Lineage: Eukaryota; Viridiplantae; Streptophyta; Magnoliopsida; Asterales; Asteraceae.